CGUCCCGACCGCAUCUCUUCUUCUUCCUCUACUCGCCCCGGACAGCAGCGUCUCUCGCCGGCGCGUCGAGUAGAAACCCUAAAAACCCCCGCCUCCUCCCCUCUCCCGCGGAGCCCUCCCACGCCGGGGGUAGGGCUAAGGGGGUUGCCGCCCGCCAUGGACGCCAUGCGGAAGCAGCUGGACGUCCUCAUGGGCGCCAAUCGCAACGGCGACGUGGAGGAGGUCAACCGGAACUACUACGACCGCGACGUCUGCCGCCUCUUCCUCGCGGGCCUAUGCCCGCACGACCUCUUCCAGCUCACGAAAAUGGAUCUUGGACCUUGCUCCAAGAUUCACUCGCUUCAGCUGCGGAAAGACUAUGAGGAAGCGAAAUCAAAGGGAUCAGAGAAUUUUGAUAGAGAACUCGAGGAUAUGAUAGAAAGGCUCAUUGUGGAGUGUGAUAGGAAAAUUCAAAGGGCCCUGAAACGGCUUGCGGAUGAGGAUGCCAAGGCUGCUAUUGCAAUAUCUGUGUCUGAGGUUACUCUGACAGACGAGAUACUGCAGCUUUCAAAACAGAUCAAGGAGAAAAUGAAAGAAGUUGAUGCUUUUGAUUUUGAAGGGAGAGCUGAUGAUAAAAUAAAGGCCCAGGAAGUGGUGGAAGAACUGAGAGCUAAAAGGGCUGAUAUGCAGGCUACUCUCUUGCUUGAUGCUUUUAACAAGGACAGAGCUUCAUUACCUACACCUGCUCCGCCUCCUCAAGUAGCAGCAGUGCCACCACCUGCUCCUCCUGAUGCUCGUACUCAAGAAAUGAUUAAUGAAAAGCUUAAGAAAGCUGAAGAGCUUGGUGAACAGGGCAUGGUAGACGAAGCUCAGAAAGCUUUGGAAGAGGCAGAAGCUCUGAAAAAGUUGGCGCCACGGCCGGAGCCACCUUCAGAUCCUUCCAAAUAUACAGCUGCUGAUGUUAGAAUUACGGAUCAAAAGUUACGCCUCUGUGACAUAUGUGGAGCAUUCCUGAGUGUAUAUGACAAUGAUCGGCGUCUUGCUGACCAUUUUGGAGGGAAGCUACACUUGGGCUACAUGCUGAUUCGUGAAAAACUGAAAGAACUUCAGGAGCAGAGAAAUAAAAGAAGGAAGGACAGAUCUGAAGACGAUAGAAGAUCAAGAGAGCACAGCAAGGACCGCAAUGGUCGGGCAUCCAGGGACAGAGAUACAGAGAGAAAAGACAGGGUUGACUCCCGAGAUGGUAGAAGAGAUUAUGAUAGGGAUCGUGAUAGACGUCACGACAGGGACCGUCGCCAUGACCGUGAUCGGGAUAGAGAAGACCGCUCCCGUGGCUAUGAUUCAAGGAGAAGAGAACGUUCAAGGUCUAGGGAGCGCAGGCGCCAUGAGAGAUACUAAAAGCUGCUCCAUGGCUGACAGAUUUGCAAGUGCUCUCGUCUGUUGAAGAUAUUGAGUUGUGCUUCUGAAAGUUCCAGCGCUAGAAAUUCGAAAGUGUCGUUGCCUUAGUUACUGGGUUGGUGCUGGCAAUCAGGUGCAUUCUGCAUAUUUAGUACUGCUUUAUAUACCACUGUUGUGCCAAGAACAUUCGCAUCAAAUCAAACUCUGGGGAACCGCCUUGACAGCAAAUGAAGCUGAGAAUGUUUUGUGUUUAAAGUUUAAGCUCACCAGAAGUUGAAAGCACUUGGAUCUUGACUUCUUGUCGUUACUCCAGUUCGUGCAGUUUCUAUUUUGUAAUGCAAGUAAUGUUAGUUGACUUUAGCUAUCCAUUUA
Messenger RNA from Setaria italica (foxtail millet), 1749 nucleotides. Its product is annotated as putative RNA-binding protein Luc7-like 2. NCBI's taxonomy places the organism in Eukaryota, Viridiplantae, Streptophyta, Magnoliopsida, Poales, Poaceae. Gene Ontology annotation, biological process: mRNA splice site recognition. The transcript has 13 exons. Gene Ontology annotation, cellular component: U1 snRNP; U2-type prespliceosome. The record is from RefSeq and is a predicted model, not a curated record. The coding region runs from base 157 to 1377 and encodes 406 amino acids. Gene Ontology annotation, molecular function: mRNA binding.